AGGAAAAGAGAAACUAAAAAUUGAAAGGAACAGAUCUGUUUUUUUUAUUCUUCUUUGGUUGAUUCUAUAGGGUUCUCUUGGUCUGAGUUUGGGGUGUUGCUGGAAACAGCAGCAAGAAGAGGAUGAUCGCUAAGCUUCCAGAAUUCACCGAGCAAGAUUGUGCAUUUUUUUGGGUUUUCAUCUUAAGUAUUUUCCUGCAACAGAGGAGUCCUUUUGGGAGGCAGUGAAGGGGAUGAUCUGGACUUGAUCUCAUGGGAGGGAUCCGCCAGAUCGAACUUCGAUCUGUUACCCAGAAAGCUCCACCGUGUUUGUUUCUUUUGUCCUCUUGUUUCUGUUUUCUACUUUCAUGAUGUUAAGUUGUAUAUGUUUAUCUGAAAAUGAAUGAGAAUCUAAGUU
Rubroshorea leprosula is the source of this 396-nucleotide messenger RNA. The record is from the annotation of a GenBank genome assembly. Lineage: Eukaryota; Viridiplantae; Streptophyta; Magnoliopsida; Malvales; Dipterocarpaceae.